Messenger RNA from Blepharisma stoltei, 591 nucleotides. The record is from the annotation of a GenBank genome assembly. NCBI's taxonomy places the organism in Eukaryota, Ciliophora, Heterotrichea, Heterotrichida, Blepharismidae.
AUGUCAGAUCAUCGCAACAAGAUCAUCAAGAAAGGCAGCGAACCAUCAGAAUUCGAGUACCACGUAGCUCAGGCUCUUGGUGAAAUCGAGGCCUCUGCAAGUGAUCUUAAAGGUGAGCUGAAAGAUGUGUUUAUUACAGGUGCCAGCGAGUUCGAAGGAAAGUUCAGAGGAGCAGUUCGACAAGCUGUCAUUAUAAUGUUCCAUUACAGAUCUCUUGCAGCUGUCAGAAAGAUUUACGCUCGCUUAUUGGGGGAACUUGAAAAACGAUUUAGCAGACCAGUGGCUAUUAUUUUUAGCCGAACUAUCUUACCCAAGUAUCUUAAAUCUAAGGGACAGCAAAAACGACCUUAUUCAAGGACUUUGACAAGUGUGCACGAAGCUAUUUUGGACGAUCUUGUAUUCCCUGCUUCUAUUCUUGGCAAGAGAAUGAGGAUUAAAACUGACGGCAAAAGAAUUUUCAAAGUUUUGCUUGAUCCUAAAGACAGAGAAAAGCUUGAAGAAAAAUUAGAUACCUUAUGUGCAGUUUAUAAUAAACUCACCAAUAAAGAGCUCGUUUUUGAGUUUCCUUUGAACAGAGAGUUUCCAGUUUAA